UCUUUUAGUUAUAAGUUAUCGCAAUCUGAGAUACUGUUGGUAUUAUAUUCUGAACUUUAGACGUUCUCCUUACAGUCGCAGACCGUUGCUUUAUGCUGUGAGGAUGAUUUCAAAAAUCUGCUUCGUGCUUUUGUUGGCACUUCCUGCUAGUUUUGCUGAGGAUAAGUGUCCAAACAUUAUCGGUAGAACCCAGUGGACCAAUGUCCCCGCUGGAGAUGUCAACUAUUUAAUAAUACCAAUACCUUACGUGAUAAUACAGCAUACGACAACCAACACAUGUAAUACGCGUGAGACAUGUACAGCUCGUGUUAACAGCGUUCGAAGACACCAUAUGGAUACACUUGGCUGGGAUGACAUUCGUUACUCCUUCUUGAUUGGCGGUGAUGGAAACGUAUACGAAGGACGCGGAUGGACACGCGAAGGAGGACACACAUACGGAUAUAAUAAAGAAUCUAUCGGUAUAGCUUUCAUUGGAAAUUUUCAGAACAAAGAAGCUAGUCAGAACAUGUUAGACAUCGCACACCAAUUAAUUAAAUGUGGAAAAUCCCAACAUAUCCUUCGAAACAAUGUACGCGUGCUCGGUGCACGACAGGUGACCGCAUCAACUGGUCCUGGAAAUCAACUCUACACCCAGAUCCAAAAUUGGCCUGAAUGGAGUAGUGAACCAUAGACGAGUGUUUGGGAAGUGAAUGUUUUUGAUUGAAUAAAGAUAGUAUUUAUGCAAAGAAAGCACGUUUUUCGCAAUAUUGCAGGAUAGUUGGUAACAUGACCAUAAAUGGGCAAUUUUUGGGGUAGGGGAUAUUGCCAUCCGUGGACGGCAAAAUGGGCAAAAUCAAUAUUCUCGUACGGUUCACCAUGCGCACUUUUGUCACGUGACUUCAUGCCUCCCCUGACCAGGAGACUUCGCUGCCUGCACCCCUGACAGAGGGCUCUGCCCCCUGGACCAUCGCUGGAGGGGGAGGUUGCCCCCCCAGACUCCCCCUCGCUGCGCAACAUAAUUGGAGAUGUUGCAAUACUCUUCUGCGGUGUGACGCAAAAAAGCGUACUUUCUUUGCAUAAAAUACCGUAUACACUGUGGAGCCGAGCGCGUUCUCAACUUCGGACGCUGUUUUCAGUCGAGAACGGCAAAACUCGGGGAUACAUAAUGUACUAUUGUUGAAGAUUGUGCGUGAAUCGGCCAGCUUGUGUAUAAAAGAUACUUUAUUAUAUGUAUAAGUACAGAAAAUACAAUGAUACUUUCCGAAAGGAGGAAAGGAACUUUAAAGUGAGAGCGAACGCGUUAGACAAAGAAAGAAAGAUGGCGCGGGCAAGUAAUUACAAAGGUAGACAUUAAAUUGCGCUAUUCUCGACAAUAUUUAAGUUUCAUAUCAAACAAGAAAUUUUUAAUUGAUUUAUUUCUAUGCUAUAGCAAAAAAUCUUAAUCGUUCUAUUCUCUGCUUUUGUAGCAAAAAGUUUUUUAACGAAUUUUUUUUAAGGGAUUAAGCUACAGUAGAAUUAAAAAAAAUUAGAAAUUUUUUUGGCUUAAAUAAUACUUUAAGGUCUUAACAAUAAACUACAAAAUGUAUCAUAAGUAAGAAAAGCUUUGUAAUAGAUAUUAAGCUCUGUUAUAACUUAUUAAACACUAAUUGAAACUUGAAACACGUUGUGAGGCUCAAAAGCUACAGUGUACUGUAACUUUCAAGCGUCAUAACUCAAAAAAUACUUAACAAAAAAAAACUUUCUUGUAAAGUUUUGGAAAGCUUUCAAAAGCGACUACAAGAAAGUGCAAUAAAAGAUAUAAUGUUAGAGUA
This is a messenger RNA of Solenopsis invicta (red fire ant), 1790 nucleotides long. RefSeq names its product peptidoglycan-recognition protein 1. The record is from RefSeq and is a predicted model, not a curated record. Bases 104 to 670 code for a protein of 188 amino acids. The transcript has 4 exons. Gene Ontology annotation, molecular function: N-acetylmuramoyl-L-alanine amidase activity; zinc ion binding; peptidoglycan binding. Gene Ontology annotation, biological process: innate immune response; peptidoglycan catabolic process. Lineage: Eukaryota; Metazoa; Arthropoda; Insecta; Hymenoptera; Formicidae.